AUGACGGAGGAAAUUGUCGCCCCUGCCAUGCCGCAGUUCGAGAACGGACAACCCAGUUUUGAAUACGACCACAUCUUCCGUUGCUUCAAGGAGAAGGGUAAUGGUUUGCUCUUCCGGAUGGUCAACUCACAGCAGAAGAAGUGGGCCUUCUACAACGACACAGCGGACACCAUCAUGCAGGUCAAGGCUCGCUUCAGCCCGGACUGCAAGGUUGAGAAGCUUAACCGAGCCCGCGCAACAAAGGUGCCUGUCGGCACAGAGGAGAACCCAGACCUGUGCGAGACGGUUGUGACCCUGGAGGUGUACCCCUUGGUGACCGAGCCGUUCAUCAAGGGUGACGUGAAUGGGUUCCAGCUGGAGUUCCAUACAGAGCAGAUUCCGGUGAACGACGUAAAGUUCAUGAACCGCCACUGCCUCUUGCCGCACUACGACAAGGUGUACAAGUGCUUCAAGAACGAGGGCAACGGUCUGCUCUUUCGCCUUGUGGACGAAAAGGAGGGUAAGUGGUACUACUACAACGACACACGCGAGUUCCGCAUGACAGCCACGGUCAACUUCCCCAACGAGGACGAUGUGAAGCCGCUCGGCAACACGGAGACGGUGCCGGUCCAGGACGACGACAGCGCGGUGGUCUACCAAAUCACGGUGGAUCCAGGCAAGGCGGAGCCGUUCAUUGAGGGAAGACCCACCUCCUACCACCAAGCAUUCAACGCGGACCCGAUCGACGAGAGCUGCGUGAACCCGAAGGAAGCGCAGUACGUCAACAGCGAGCCGGACAGCAGCAUCAUCGACGUUAGUCAGUGUAAGGUGUUUAAAUGCUUCAAGGAAAACGGCAACGGACUACUUUUCCGCCUCGUGGACGAGAAGGCCGGUCGCUGGGCGUUCUACAACGAUACACAGGAGUACGUGAUGAAGCCCAAGGUGCGCUUCUUUGGCGGAGCGCUCGUGGUGCCCGGACCGGAUGCGCAUAUGGCGCCCGACCCAGAGGAGGAGGAUACGACUGUGGUCACUAUCGAGGUUCCCCCGUGCGAGACACGCCUGUUCAUCGAGGGCCGCCCUGCAAAGUACGAGGUCUCUGUGGUCGCCGACAGCAUCCACAAGAGCGUGCCGGAGGACAGCCCGGAGUUCGCUCAUGGUGAGCCAGACCGCAAAGUGAUGAACUAUGACGCUGUCUAUCAAUGCUUCAAGGACAAGCCGGAUGCCCGCCUCUUCCGCAUCGUUGAUUCCAGCCGCCAGCAAUGGGGCUUCUACAAUGACACGACAGAUGUUUUCUUCACCGCUCGCUUCACCUUCGACGCCGAGGGUAAGGUCCGCACCUUGGGAGACACGGAGAAGGAGCAGAACAGUGACAACGAGACCCAGUACGUUGUCUCCAUUCCACCUCUGACGACGGUGGAGUUCGUGCAGGGUGACGUGAGGGGCUUCAAGUCGCAGUUCACAGGCAAGCGUAAGGUGUCCUUGCAGGCAUCUGCGUAG
Leishmania braziliensis MHOM/BR/75/M2904 is the source of this 1476-nucleotide messenger RNA. RefSeq lists its product as hypothetical. NCBI's taxonomy places the organism in Eukaryota, Euglenozoa, Kinetoplastea, Trypanosomatida, Trypanosomatidae. The transcript has a single exon. The coding region runs from base 1 to 1476 and encodes 491 amino acids. The record is from RefSeq and is a predicted model, not a curated record.